Molecule: messenger RNA, 4060 nt
Organism: Carica papaya (papaya)
Lineage: Eukaryota; Viridiplantae; Streptophyta; Magnoliopsida; Brassicales; Caricaceae
Gene: FRA3
Product: Endonuclease/exonuclease/phosphatase family protein
Biological process (GO): phosphatidylinositol dephosphorylation
Molecular function (GO): phosphatidylinositol-4,5-bisphosphate 5-phosphatase activity; protein binding
Source: RefSeq, a predicted model, not a curated record
AGCCUUCCAAAUCUGAAAGUAUGCAGGCAAAGACUUUACGAUGCUGGCUUGACUUCCAUCAACAUAUGGCAUUACACCAAAACUAUAUUUUAUUUUGGAAAAUCAAAAUCAAAGAAAACGCCUGUUCCUUCUCGUAACUCGUAGCUUCCUCUGAAUUCCUAACACCGCAAAAUCCCUCCUCGAUUUCGGCUCUCUUCUUCUAAUCAGCACCAGUCUUGUACAAGUCAACAGAAAUGGAACAGCACAACGACAUCCACCAAACAGAUGACGUCUUCUCGCCUUUCAGCAACAGUAGUCAACAGUCCACUUCUCCUCCCCCGCGAUCACCCCGCUUCUUCGACCGCUACUCCUACUCCUCGUCUGAGGACGACGACGACGACGAAUGUCAGCCUUCCAAUCACUCCAUCGAGGCCACCAACAAGCGGCUCGAUUACAUGAUUCAAUUUCUAGACCGCAAACUCAGCAGUAGCAGCAAUUUCACUGAUAAAGGCGACAGCGGUGGAGGCGCCAACCGCUCUUUCCAAGCCGCCAACAGGACCGGUCCUUCCGGCUCGCUCCCAGAGUUCGUCGGCAAAGGCGGAGGAGCCGGGAUCUUCAAGGUGCCAGUUCGAGCGGCCGUCCACCCCAAUCGGCCCCCCAGCCUGGAGGUGAGGCCGCAUCCCCUAAGGGAGACUCAGGUAGGGCGUUUCUUAAGGACGAUGGCGACCACCGAGGGUCAAUUGUGGGCUGGGAGCGAAAUUGGAGGGUUUAGGGUUUGGGACUUCAAGGACUUGUAUGUAGGCGGAUCAGAAGUGGAUGGUUCGGCACCGUAUAGGGAGUCCGUGGCAGUGGGAUCGCCAGUUAUAUGCGUAGUGGGAGAUGAAGGGAGCGGAGUGGUUUGGAGUGGGCACAAGGAUGGAAGGAUCAGAUGCUGGAAAUUGAAAAUGGAUCACCGGCAGUUAGGUCUCGAAACGUUCAGUGAGUCACUCUCGUGGCAGGCCCAUCGCGGGCCGGUUCUCUCCAUUGCCAUCUCAUUUUAUGGAGAUCUCUGGUCAGGCUCGGAGGGUGGUAGUAUCAAAAUAUGGCCAUGGGAAGCAAUUGAGAAAUCAUUCUCUUUCACAAUGGAGGAAAGGCACAUGGCUGCUUUAGUAGUGGAGAGAUCAUAUAUUGACCUUAGGAGUCAGCUUUCCUUAAACGGCUUUAGCAAUAUAUUAGCUUCAGAUAUUAAGUUCUUGCUAUCUGAUCAUUCUAGAGCAAAAAUGUGGAGUGCUGGUUAUGUAUCAUUUGCAUUGUGGGAGGCUCGUACGCGGGAGUUGCUCAAAGUUUUCAAUAUAGAUGGUCAGGUUGAGAAUAGAGUGGAUAUGUCAUUAGCAACAGAUUUUUCAAUUGAUGAUGAGAUGAAGAUGAAGGUUGUUACAAGUUCCAAGAAAGAGAGAACACAGACUUCCUUUGGUUUCUUUCAGCGCUCACGUAAUGCUAUCAUGGGAGCAGCUGAUGCUGUUCGUCGAGUUGCAGCAAAAGGGGGACUUGGUGAUGAUAAUCGGAGAACUGAGGCACUAGUGGUAACAAUUGAUGGAAUGAUCUGGGCUGGUUGUGCAAAUGGUUUACUUGUACAGUGGGAUGGAAAUGGCAAUCGUUUACAAGAUUUUCAGUACCAGCCUGCUGGUAUUCUAUGCUUAUGUACAUGCGGGACCCGAAUAUGGGUGGGUUAUGUCAAUGGUAAUGUCCAUGUACUGGAUCUUGAGGGUAAUCUGCUUGGACAAUGGGUGGCUCACAGCAGUCCAGUAAUAAAAAUGGUUUUUGGGGCUGGUUAUAUUUUCUCCCUUGCAAAUCAUGGUGGCAUACGGGGAUGGUGUAUCACAUCUCUUGGACCCCUUGAUAGUGUAUUACGCUCAGAGUUAGCUGGCAAAGAAUUUCUGUAUACAAGAAUAGAGAAUUUGAAAAUUCUGACAGGUACAUGGAAUGUUGGUCAAGGGCGAGCGUCUUCUGACUCGCUUAUAUUAUGGUUAGGUUCUGCUGCCUCAGAAGUUGGAAUUGUUGUUGUUGGUUUGCAAGAAGUUGAGAUGGGUGCUGGUUUCCUUGCAGUAUCUGCAGCAAAAGAAACUGUAGGACUUGAGGGGAGUUCAGUUGGGCAGUGGUGGCUGGAUAUGGUAGGAAAAACAUUGGAUGAGGGGUCAUCAUUUCAGCGCGUGGGUUCUAGGCAGUUGGCUGGCUUGCUCAUUGCCGUCUGGGUUAGAGAUAAUCUUAAACCUCAUGUGGGGGAUGUUGAUGCUGCAGCAGUUCCAUGUGGCUUUGGGCGAGCAAUUGGUAAUAAGGGUGCUGUUGGUUUGAGAAUUAGAGUUUAUGAUCGAAUAAUAUGCUUUGUUAACUGUCAUUUUGCUGCGCAUUUGGAGGCUGUGAAUCGUCGCAAUGCUGAUUUUGACCACGUCUAUCGAAUUAUGACCUUCUCUCGGCCAUCUAAUUUCUUCAAUACAGCAGCAGCUGUGGCUUCAUCUGCUGUUCAAAUGCUUCGCAAUACAAAUGCUGUAGGCAUCCAGUCCAUGGAAGGAAUGCCUGAUUUGGCUGAGGCAGACAUGGUCGUUUUUCUUGGAGAUUUUAAUUACAGGCUUGAUGGUAUAUCUUAUGAUGAGGCAAGGGAUUUCAUUUCUCAAAGGUGCUUUGAUUGGCUUAGAGAAAGAGACCAACUCCGAGCUGAAAUGGGCGCUGGUAAUGUCUUCCAAGGGAUGCGUGAAGGAGUUAUUAGGUUUCCUCCUACAUACAAGUUUGAAAAGCACCAGGCUGGUUUAGCAGGAUAUGAUUCUGGGGAGAAGAAGCGAAUUCCUGCCUGGUGCGACAGAAUUUUAUAUCGUGAUAGCAGAUCAACUUUGGGAUCUGACUGCAGCCUAGAGUGUCCCGUUGUGUCUGCUAUAUUACAGUAUGAAGCUUGCAUGGAUGUGACAGACAGUGAUCACAAGCCUGUCCGUGUAUAUUGUGUUGAAAUUGCUCGAGUUGAUGAGUCAGUUAGGAGACAGGAAUUUGGAGAUAUAAUGAGAUCAAAUCAGAAAAUUAAAUGCAUGCUUGAAGAUCUAUGCAAGAUUCCAGAAACAAUAGUUAGUACAAAUAAUAUACUCCUUCAAAACCAGGAUACGGCCAUUUUACGUAUCACUAAUAAAUGUGAGAAAAGCAUUGCUUUGUUUGAAAUAAUUUGUGAAGGUCAGUCUACUAUCAAGGAGGAUGGACAAGCAUCGGAUCGUUGUCCUCGAGGUUCCUUUGGCUUUCCUCGAUGGUUUCAGGUCACUCCAGCAUCUGGCAUGAUCAAACCAGAUCAGAUAGCAGAGGUGUCAGUACAUCUAGAAGAUUCUCCCACCCUGGAAGAAUUUGUUGAUGGUAUCCCUCAAAACUCGUGGUGUGAGGUCACUAAAGACAAGGAAAUUAUAUUGGUGGUUAAGGCUCGUGGCAGUUACUCUACUGAGCCAAAAAAUCACCGGAUUCGUGUUCGCCACUGCCUCUCUGUUAAGUCUACUACUGUAGACCAUAAACCUAAUGGUUCCAAGCAAACCCAGCCAAAUCUGCUUCACCGUUCUGAUUACCAGCGUUUUAGCAGUUCUUAUGAUGUGGUUGACCACUUAAAAGAUUUGCAUAGCCCAUGAAGUGCUAAGGAUGUUCUGUGAAGUUGUAUGCUCUUAUCGUUGAAGACAUGAUGGAUAAAUGUUCUGUUGCUUUACUAUAGGGAUUCUCCAAUUCAAUUAUUUAGAACAAAAAGAAAAAAAUUGGGGAAACUCACAAAUGAAGUGUCCCAUAUAAAAUUGGGAGCACGCUUGCCUUUCUAUUCGUACAAGCUCAAUUUUGUCAAUAUGCUCGCCGCAAGUUUAUGGAUCUUAACAUCUGGGCAUUCCCCAGUUUGCCCAGUUAGUACGUGUGCAGCUUGUGGAGUUUCACGGUCUCAAAUUUGUUGUCUGAAAUGUACAGUAAGAGCAAGUUAAACAUUUACAGCUAGAAGUGUGAAUAUUUUUUUUAUUUGUUGUCAUAUGGGAUGCAUUCUAUCAAGUAAAGCAUUUAUUCGUGUUUUUAAUCAUUUUACGAGAAGUAUACGGUUGCAAGC